Colletotrichum orchidophilum is the source of this 651-nucleotide messenger RNA. Its product is annotated as ER membrane protein SH3. Gene Ontology annotation, biological process: endoplasmic reticulum to Golgi vesicle-mediated transport. The record is from RefSeq and is a predicted model, not a curated record. The coding region runs from base 1 to 651 and encodes 216 amino acids. The transcript is spliced from 2 exons. Gene Ontology annotation, cellular component: endoplasmic reticulum membrane. NCBI's taxonomy places the organism in Eukaryota, Fungi, Ascomycota, Sordariomycetes, Glomerellales, Glomerellaceae.
AUGGCCGGCUGGGUGGAUUGGUCAAAGACCACGCAAUCCAGCAACUACCGCGGCGCGACCUCCUUUGCGACUUUCAUGAUCAUUGGGCCAACCUGCUUCUUCCUCGGCAUCCUCUUCGCCUCCUUCCCCUACGACUUCCCCCUCCUCUGGACCUCGGCCCCGGUCCCCGACACCUUCUUCACCCACCUCGAGACCCAUCUCAAAUUCAUGCACCAGUCUCCCCCCCUCAUCGGCCGCCUCCUCAACAUCAUCGUCUUCACCGGUUUCCUCGGCUUCUUCAUCAAGCUCUUCCGCCCCUCGGAGGCAAACAUCCUCUUUGACGGCGCUUCCUUGGUGCUCUACCUCAUUGGCGUCGGCGUCUAUAUUACCAACAUUGUUAAAGGUCUCCGCUCCGUCAGCGCGGGUAUCUGGGACGACCCCAGUUUCACCGGCGAGGUCAAGGACGGCCCCAUUACGGGCGAGAUUAUCCUCGGCAAGGAGGAUAGUCUCAAGGUCCUGGCGGCGAGCAAUACCAUCUUGGCGCUCGUGCUUGUUGGCGUGCUGGUUUUGCAGGCUGGGCAGUGGUAUGCUGAGCGCAAGGACCGCGAGGACUUUGCUAAGCUUGAGGAGGAGAAGGGGGCCAAGGGAUCUGCGAGUAAGAAGAAGCAGUAA